Messenger RNA from Styela clava, 3003 nucleotides. RefSeq lists its product as uncharacterized. NCBI's taxonomy places the organism in Eukaryota, Metazoa, Chordata, Ascidiacea, Stolidobranchia, Styelidae. The record is from RefSeq and is a predicted model, not a curated record.
UAAGCUAGUGAGAAUAUGCUACAAUUAUUUCUAGUAAACGACUCAGAAAUAACAAAAAUUUGUUUAUUAGAUCUUUAUAUGUUCAAUCCAAAUUAGGAAUUUUCAAUUAAAUGUUUAACAGGCUUUUGCUGACAAAGUUUUCUUUUAAUGGAAGCUGUAGGGAGUUUUUGUACAUCUGUAGAUAAUAGUAUGAGCAUGAUUGCGGCAGCACUGCUCUAUGAAAGAUUUUUCAAUUUAGUAUUGUAAAGAGUUAUGUUCUGGGAGUUGUGAUCCAAGAGUACGGGUGAAAUAAUUCAAUUUUUCUCGCAACAGACGCGGUAUACAUAUAGACUAUGUUAGACAUAUUACUUCUAUAUUUUUCUUAUGUAGCGAUGAUACCUGUUAUCGACAUAAUAUCAUAUAAUAUCACCUGCAAACUCAUCUUAGGGAAAGUAAAUCUAGAUAACAAAAAAAGGUAUGGUUGAGACAACUGUAUUGGUCUCAGAACUCCUUCAGAAAAAUUAUUUUCAAUGUUUUGAACACUAUUACAACAUACUGUUCGGAACACCGUCAUACACAAGCAGUAUGCGUUAUUCUCUGUAUUUAUAGCUGGUAUAUAUUUGAGAAGAGUGAGUCAUGAGAAAAUGAAAUUUAGAGUGGUAACUAAUCAGCGUUUUUUAACAAAGGAACUCGCUUCGUGGCAUGGAUUUUGUAAAUAUUAAUAAAAGUUCUAUUGUUGUGCCGUUCUCAAUGCCUUUCAUGUAAAAUUCGACUAUGAUUAUGAUGAAAAUGGAUUGAAUGUAUUGAAUGAACAAUUGAAAUGUUCUGAAAAUUUCAUUUGAGUCAUAAAUUCUCAAAAUCAUAAAGCUGAUGUUUUGCGCUACUUAAAAAUAGUACCUGGUGCAAUUUUUAAUUAUUAUGAUGAGGAUAUUUUAACAAACUCACUUUUUACAAACCAUAUAUAUACAAUCGUAAAAAUUUGUUGAUAAAAAAACAUUUUCAGUGUCUACUAGACUAUAUUUAACAUUAACUCAGAAAUAUCAGUAAAUUAACUUAUUUUUAGUGCAUCAUAUCAUCACCCGAGUUAUGACUAGCUAGAUUAUAUUACGUCACAGGACAAUGCCUCUGCAUGCUUCCUGUUUCAGUAAUUUAAGCAAAAUACUCAUGGCAGUAUAAUAUAAUGAGGCAUUAUUUUUGAAACGUCAUAUAAAACUGUUCGUUGAAACCAGGGAUCUCAGAGAUAUCUAAAUAAUGAAUCUAAGCAUCACAAUUACAUUUCUGCUUGCAGGGUUUUCAUUUGUGAAUUCUGCCAAUGACUGCAAAGCGCCCAACCUGGUCCGAACAGACCUACAGGGAAAUAUAUCAUAUUCAUCGAAUCUCAGAUAUGAAGAAUGUACUUGGAAGUUGCCGACAGUUGAUCAAAAAAAUAAUAUUUUAUUUAUUUUCCUACAAGAAAUAUUUUUAACGUUUACCGAAUCAGGAAGAACGGAAUGUGCAGGAAAUUUGAUUCUGCCGGAACUUGGGCCGAUUUGCAGAAUGCCUCUCAGUCGUUGUAUUUUGUAUAUUCCGGAAAAUAUCGAUUGUGACGUAAUCAAGGUCGACACAUACAUCAAGAAAAAUCUGAAUAUUUCUCAAUGUUCUAAUAAAUUGUGGUAUGAUGUGAACACCAUCCCGGAAAAAAUUCAAACGAAGGCAAAUUACCCGGAUUUUAAAAACUUCUCUCUCAGCUACAAUAUAAUCGAAUGCCCAAAGAAAGUUCAGGCGUUUAACGUUGCACCUGACAAAACAAGUUCAUCGCAAACUGGAAAUGAAAAUUCUACGAAAUCCAAUGACAACAAUUCAAAGUCAUCAUCUUCAACAACAUUUAUAAUCGUCAUAGUGAUUCUUAUAGUUCUGUUGAUUUCCAUCAUUAUUGUCACCAUUGGCCGAUCCAGGCUGAAACGAUUGCGAAGGGACAAACCAAAAAGUCCACAGAAGCCUCCACCUACCACCGGUUACGUAUUUCCAUCCGAGAUUCAACAAAUCGGCUUGAACGAUCAGACACCAUCGCCGACUGAUGACGAAAUCCUAUCAACGAAUCACUAUGAAGAAAUAGCACAAACGCGGGUCGAGAGAUCCGAAUCAAGAGAAUAUAUAUCAAACGUAAUAUAUUGAUAAAUUAUUGAGAGCAUUGCCCAAAUAUACAGACAUAAAAGUCAAAACGAAAUAGGUCAGUACGGGUAUCUAAUCUUUCACAGUACCCGUACCGAGUUCAUCCCAACUUCUAGAGACCACGAGAUCGCGAACGAAUGCCACGGGGUGCGCAAUUUUUUAUUGAGAUGACGCCAUCACAUGGAAACAACGAAACUGAAACGGCCCACAAAAUUUUUGAAAUAAAUAAAAGUAAUAGCUUUCUAACGAUCAAAGUCGUCUGUAGCUACCGAACAUUUCAAAGAAAAUGAUCGGGUAGUUAAGGAGAAUAGCGAUUGUUUCAUUACAACAAGAACGAGGAAAAGAAUUCUAACAACAACAACAACAACAACAUAAUAACAAAACGAUCCAAAGGCCCACUUUGUGCCCACUAACAACAAACCGAAAAAAUGUUGUAAAUUACGAAAGAGAGAUACGAAUGAGAGAAAGAGAGACACUGUAAAAAAGGGAAAUUAUCUACGUCGCAUCAAGUGCUUACCUGAUUUAUUUGUCGAACACUAUUACGUUGGCAUAAAAAUAACCUGCUUUGCGUCGAGGAACUUUUCUACGUGUAUUUUUCUGAACAUAAAUCAUCAACACUGUGGCAAACCAUGUUUUGCAAGAAUGAAAAAUAAUAAUUUUUUUUUAUACUCUUCGCUACUUAUUCAUGCAUCUUGUUUUGGUAAUAAAAUCAUAGACGAAAAAUCGAACUUAUACAGUCAUUCAAAUUCAAGUAAGUAAAUAAAUAAAUUACCUAGGAAAAUUUCAUGAGUUGUGUGUUUGUUUUUCUCUCGGUAAUAUGAAACUUGGUGCCUAGGGCAUUCAACGUCAUUGUUUAAUAAAACGAUACUUAUA